AUGGCGCCUAAGGAGCCAUCCACCCCCAAGUCCAAGUCCAAGGUCACCAAGCCGGCCAAGGCAAAGAUCACGAAGCGAACUACAGGCAAGGUCUCCCCUGCCAAGGCUUCCUCUACCAAGGCUUCCCCUCCCGAUGCUUCCCCUCCCAAUGCUUCCCCUCCCGAUGCUUCCCCUCUCAACGCUUCCCUUCCCAGGGCUUCUUCUGGCACGUUUUCCUUUGCCAAAGCCGCCGCUUUUGAAAGGGACCUAGUGUUCUUGUGGAAAUGUGUGAAGAUGUCUAGCGGUAUGAAGAUCGACUGGGCUGCCGUCGCAAAAGAUGCGGGCAAGCCGACUGGUACUGUGCAGAAACAGUACUGGCGACUCAACGCCAAGAUGGAGAAGCACACUGCCACCACCGACCAUCUUGAUCCCAACGAGGAGGACAAUGAGCAGGAGGAUCAAACCGCCAACGACUCUGAGUAG
Messenger RNA from Penicillium vulpinum, 462 nucleotides. RefSeq lists its product as uncharacterized. Lineage: Eukaryota; Fungi; Ascomycota; Eurotiomycetes; Eurotiales; Aspergillaceae. The record is from RefSeq and is a predicted model, not a curated record. The coding region runs from base 1 to 462 and encodes 153 amino acids. The transcript has 2 exons.